UCACGCCCAGGGAAGGCUGUCUAGUUCCCACCCAGUGGACACCUGCUGCUGGACUAUUCUUGCUGACCUGACUGGAGAAAUCAGUAGUCCUGAUCUCUUUGAAUUUCCACCUCAGCUCUCCAGGAUCCAGGUAUAAGAUGAAAGCUUUCGGUUUUGCCUUUGGUCUGUUCUUCGCUGUGGGCUUUCUCCUCUGGACUCCUUUGACUGGGCUCAAGACUCUGCAUUUGGGAAGCUGUGUGAUCACUUCAAACCUCCAGGCAAUACAAAAGGAAUUUUCUGACAUUCGGGAUAGUGUGCAAGCCGAAGAUGAAAACAUAGACAUCAGAAUCUUAAGGACAACUGAGUCUCUGCAAGACACAAAGCAUUCGGAGAGGUGCUGUUUGCUCCGACAUUUAGUGAGACUCUAUCUGGACAGGGUAUUCAAAUUCUACCAGACCCCUGACCGCCGCAUCCUCCGAAAGACCAGCAGCCUUGCCAAUUCUUUUCUUCUCAUCAAGAAGGAACUCUCGAUCUGUCAUUCCCGUAUGGCAUGCCAUUGUGGGGAAGAAGCAAUGAAGAAAUACAACCAGAUUCUGAGUCACUUCACAGAACUUGAACUUCAGGCAGCGGCAGUAAAGGCGCUGGGGGAACUCGGCAUUCUCCUGAGGUGGAUGGAGGAGAUGAUGUAGAUGAAAGUGAUGAGGCUGCCGAGAACACUCCUACCCAAGAGUCCCAGUCCUCAGCACUGUGAAGACAUGGCCCCAGAGGCCACUGAGAGCAUUGCUACCCAAGAGUGUCUGUCCUUAGUACCAUGAAGACAUGACCUCAAACCACCACCUCUUUGUCAUAUAAUUUAGUGCUGGUCACAGUGUAUAUUAUUAAUGUAUUAUUGAUUUCCUUAUGUGGGUUUCUUUGUGUGUCCCCAGUAUU
This is a messenger RNA of Peromyscus leucopus (white-footed mouse), 909 nucleotides long. RefSeq names its product interleukin 20 (gene Il20). The record is from RefSeq and is a predicted model, not a curated record. Gene Ontology annotation, molecular function: signaling receptor binding. Lineage: Eukaryota; Metazoa; Chordata; Mammalia; Rodentia; Cricetidae.